CGAUGAUUGAUGACUGCACAAUAUAUGCCUUCUGUCACGGACGUUUCUCAGUAAUUUGGUGAUCUGAAUGGUAGCCCACAUCACAUGACAGACAAAUGCUGAUAAAUAUGCUGAAGAAAUGGAAGGGUUAUAGGCAUCGCUUUGUGCCCUGGAUUGCCCUGAACCUCAAAAACAGAUCAAAGAGGAUUGUUGAGGCAGGUCAAGAAGACAAGAUUGUAUGUGACGAUGUGCUGCUGUCCGUCUUGUUACAUCUCUUACCAAAUCUGCUGUCAACAGCGAACACAAGUCUCUCACCAGCCACUGUCGCUGCAAGGAACAUGAAGGUUGCUGAAUCUGUUCUUGGAUUCUGCGUGAGACGAGCAACUAGCAAGGUUCCCGGUGCCGGAGUAGGGGUGACGGUUGCCAGGGGGAGCGUUGAGAGGGGAUCGCUUGUGGCGUUAUAUCCUGGAACACUGUAUCACCCUCACGAGCCCAUUUUGCUGCCGUCUAUCGGUAAUGCCUUUGUACUGCGGUGCGUGGAUGGCAUUCACGUCGAUGGCAGUGAUCGGCGAAUAUCAAAGAUGAUAUACAAAUCGUGCGUGAGGCGUGAUUCUGUGUGGCCGCAUCAGGCAGGGGACCUUACGUGGCUGACGGAACACUCUGCGAUGCCCCUCAGUAUCGGUCAAUACGUCAAUAAUCAUAGCCCAGGAGCCGCUACUGCAGUUCGUUUCGCAACAGAAGCAAGUGAGAGCCCCAAGGCCACAAAAGCCUCAGUCCAGCGCGAAGUAGAAUGUCUGUCUGUUCAGGAAUGUUGGCAGCCUUGCUCUACAUUGUUGUUACCUCCGGUGGUUUGCUGGGCGGCGCCGAGACAAGUUCAGAUUCUGCGCCGAUCAACGUUACAUUUCAGAAAGAGGAGCAGUCGUACGAAGCGAACUGGGUGAUCAUGGACCAGCCCCGCUGUUGCUCCGAUUGUACCUACGUGGCCGCUGGAUUUAAGUGCAAGGUCAAGUCCUGUCUUCAGAAUUGUCCAUGGGCCCGCAGUGCAGAUUCCUGGAGGGACUGAGAAAACUCAUGAAGAACCUUGGUGAGGGCAGCUGGUCUGUGAGCCAAGAUUUUGAUGUGUGACCUCUCGAAUACAAAAUAGGGGUUCUGACCACUAAGACACUGAAUAAUUUUAUCUGCUUAUUCACUCCAACAGAGAAAAUAAAUUAAAAUUUGAUUGUGUUUGUUAGCAUUCAGUCCUUGCUGCAGGCACUGUGCAUUUCACUACAAUGUCUGGUCACCACUGACAUACAAUCCAAGGGCUAGUGUGGUUGCAUUACCCAAGGUAAAAGGAGCCGAGAGUUUUAAGCCAAUCACUCAAUCCCAUGUAAUGGCAAAGCCUCAGAAUACAUGGAUCUUUAUCACACUCCCACUCAUGCCUUGAAGAUCUGUAGAUGGAGACCAGGAAUUCUUGCUGUCUGAAAUUAUAUGAAACGAUUAGGUAGGGAAACGCAACAUAAGGUAAGCUGUGCGGUGGUAGUAAUUACUGAACAAUGUUUAUAAGAUAUAUUUUGGAUUUUGAAACAGACAACAGUGUCUGAAGUCACACAUCACCGUAGCUUAGUUGGAUCUAAACAAGAUGGGCUAAUGGGUUCAUUCUCAUGCCAUUUUAUAUUUACACAAGUUAGGUACAGUUUAAGAUUUCUUCACCACCAUUUGUGACUUGCCACUAAAUACAACUCUCUCUAAGAAUAUUGUGUAGAAUGUGGAUUAUGUACCCAAAAGUACAUUAAAAUGAAUAAUUCAUAAGGAGAUGAACUGAGGAUGGAAGAUUGUAUCAAAAUAAGGGAUUAUAAAAAUAAUUUGUUCCAAUAUG
Zootermopsis nevadensis is the source of this 1837-nucleotide messenger RNA. The record is from RefSeq and is a predicted model, not a curated record. NCBI's taxonomy places the organism in Eukaryota, Metazoa, Arthropoda, Insecta, Blattodea, Termopsidae.